Molecule: messenger RNA, 1724 nt
Organism: Megalops cyprinoides (Indo-Pacific tarpon)
Lineage: Eukaryota; Metazoa; Chordata; Actinopteri; Elopiformes; Megalopidae
Gene: rnf121
Product: ring finger protein 121
Exons: 9
Coding region: 409-1407 (332 amino acids)
Cellular component (GO): endoplasmic reticulum membrane; Golgi membrane
Molecular function (GO): ubiquitin protein ligase activity; metal ion binding
Source: RefSeq, a predicted model, not a curated record
GAGAUAUAGUUGUGUGGUACAGUGGUAUAGUGGUACAACUGUAGUUAAUUAGCUAUACAGCCAAUCUCUUCUGUUUUAAUUGAAUCCACCUGCCACUGCCUGAAAAAAACACGUGUAAAGAAGCCUAAUUUUGGACAUGAGGUCAAGUUGUGAACCCUUUUCUAUUUUUUCACCUACAUGGCGUGAUUGUUGGCUACCACCAGCACCUCGGCAAAGCUUUAAACUGCCUGUGGACGUAGGAUCGGCCUAUCUAUUUAGUAUUUGCAACUCGGUUCUUCUCUGGAUACCAUUGGCCACUGCUAAGUUGACAGAGGGAACAGGAACUGAAUUCAAUGCUUUUGAUUGGUUAUCUUGUCCCCCAACCCGGAAAGUGCCGGUGAAAGGUAUGCGUCGUCAGUGCUCCAGAAGAUGGCGGGCGUGUUUGAGGUGGAGGUUGAUGGUGUAGAACACGAUCAUGGACACGGACACCACGAUGAGGCACAGCAGAUUGACCUGUCACAGCUUUCACCAGAGGAGAAGUGGAGGCUGGACCAUGCGAGGAUGCACGCCAAACAUAAAGGUCACGAGGCCAUGCACGCAGAAAUGGUGCUCAUUCUUAUUGUCACCCUGGUCAUCGCCCAGCUGCUCUUGGUGCAGUGGAAACAGAGGCACCCGAAGUCCUAUAAUCUGGUGACUCUGUUCCAAAUGUGGGUGGUCCCGCUCUAUUUCACCACCAAACUGCACUGGUGGAGAUUCCUCAUCACGUGGUUCAUCUUUUCAGCGGUCACCGCGUUAGUCACUUUCCGAGCCACGCGCAAGCCCCUUGACUGCACCACACCCAGGCUGGUUUACAAAUGGUUCCUGCUCCUCUACAAGUUGAGCUACACCACAGGCAUUGUAGGCUACAGUGUUGUCAUGUUCACUUUGUUCGGCAUCAAUUUAAUAUUCAGGAUAAAGCCAGAGGACGCCAUGGAUUUCGGCGUGUCCCUGCUCUUCUACGGACUCUAUUACGGCGUGCUGGGCCGCGACUUCGCGGAAAUGUGCGCUGACUUCAUGGCUUCCACCGUGGGGUAUUACAGCGCGUCGGGCAUGCCCACCAAGCACCUGUCGGACAACAUCUGUGCAGUGUGCGGCCAGCCCAUCCUGGUGGACGUGAGCGAGGAGGGCAUCAUAGAGAACACCUACAGGCUGUCCUGCAACCACGUAUUCCAUGAGUUCUGCAUACGAGGGUGGUGCAUUGUGGGAAAGAAGCAAACUUGCCCGUACUGCAAGGAGAAGGUGGACCUCAAGAGGAUGUUCAGUAACCCUUGGGAGAGGCCCCAUGUCAUGUACGGUCAACUGCUGGACUGGUUACGUUACCUGGUUGCCUGGCAGCCUGUUAUCAUUGGCCUAGUGCAAGGAAUUAACUAUAUUCUGGGACUGGAGUAAAUAUGGACACCAGAGGAGAGACGCUUGCUGGGCACAGACUGCAAAAGAACCUUUUGACGGACUAGAAUAUAUAUGUACAUAUAUAUCUAUGUGUCUAUAUAUGUAUAUGUAUAUACCGAUGUAUACAGGGACAUACUAAUCGGUUUUUGAAAAUAAUCAAAAUUUUACCAGCAGUCUUAGAUUGAAUAUUUUCUUUCCUUUUUAUGUUUUUUUUUUUUGUUUUAUUUUGUUUUGGGGCAGACUAAUCACAUGGUCCUAAUCAGUUUUGUGUGUCAAGAAUUUAAUUCAGUAAAAAAAAAAAAAAAAAAAAAAAAAAA